Messenger RNA from Asparagus officinalis (garden asparagus), 2262 nucleotides. RefSeq lists its product as uncharacterized. NCBI's taxonomy places the organism in Eukaryota, Viridiplantae, Streptophyta, Magnoliopsida, Asparagales, Asparagaceae. The transcript is spliced from 2 exons. The record is from RefSeq and is a predicted model, not a curated record. The annotation marks the transcript as partial.
AUGGCAAACGACAACGUAAAGUUGACCUAUUUUGUGGAGCCCUUCUACUGGCCUAUGAGCAUGAAGGUUGGUGUACAUAUACUUUAUAGUUUAUUGAAAGAGCCAAAGUCUUGUGCAUAUUGUGGAUCCAAAAAGUUUGAACAUGAGCCUCCAACUUUUUGUUGUCACAACGGUGAAAUCCACCUAGCAGAUGUGAAUAUUCCAAAUGAAUUAUUUGCCCUUUAUACAAUGCAUACACCAGAGGCAAUUGAGUUCCGAAGCCACACCAGAAUGUACAACAGUAUUUUCUCAUUCACAUCGUUUGGGGCAAGAUUUGAUAAAGAGCUCGCAUCAAAUAGAAAAGGAGUUUUCACAUUUAGAGCACAAGGACAGAUAUAUCAUAAUCUCCCGGCUCUAAUUCCAAAGGAAAAUAAGCCUUCAUACUUUCAGCUUUACUUCUAUGAUACAGAGAAUGAGUUGCAAAAUCGAUUGGGAAUUCUAGACAAUGCAAAUAUGAGUGAAAGCACAACUAAGAGCUUGAUGGAUAUAUUACAAGGAAACCCAUAUGCAAAGUUCCUUCGCAAAUUGAAUAAUUAUCAAUCUUUUGAAGAAUUAAAGAUACUAAUAAAUAGUAACGUUGCACUAGAUCAACGUGUUUACAACUCACCAACAGCAGAUCAGGUGGCUGCAAUCUGGGUUGAAGGAAAUAAUGACAAUGCACCAUUUGAGAGAGAGAUUAUUGUCCAUGCACACUCAGGAGGAAGACAUCAAGUGAAACACUAUUUUGGCUGUUAUGAUCCACUGCAGUAUCCCUUACUCUUUCCAAAUGGAGAGGUUGGAUGGCAUCAAAAUAUUAAAAGAAGGGAUAAAAGGGAUAUCAGAGCUGCCAAUCAACAAAGAACUAUAAUACCAACUUCAAUAUCUCCACCUACCUUCACAUCUGCAGAAGACAUAUUUAACCGAGAAAGUGAAGGUCGUUUAUUCCAUCAAUAUGUUGUUGAUAUGUACAUAAAGCUUGAAACAACAAGGCUUGAUUACUUUAGAAAUAAACAAUCAGAAAUCAGAGCAGAGUUAUUCCAAGGCAUUGUCGACAGUGUAGCUGCCGGAGAAGCAAAUGCAAGCCAAGUGGGCAAAAGAAUAGUUCUUCCAUCAUCAUUCAUAGGUGGUCCUAGAGACAUGCGUCGUAGAUACCUUGAUGCAAUGUCAUUAGUACAACGAUUUGGAAAGCCAGAUCUUUUUAUAACAAUGACAUGUAAUCCAGAAUGGGAAGAGAUCAUUGAGCAACUACAUCCAGGCCAAAGCUAUAAUGACAGGCCAGACCUAACCACAAGGAUAUUUCGAGCAAAGCUCCAAGACUUGAAAGAUCAACUAUUUAAGAAGGAGAUCUUUGGGAAAGUUGUAGCACAUGUUCAUGUGAUUGAGUUUCAAAAAAGAGGGCUACCACAUGCACAUAUAUUAAUAAUUCUUAUUGGAGAUCACAAGAUCACAUUAUCAGUUCAGUAUGAUAAAUAUGUAUCUGCAGAAAUUCCAGACCAAUCCAAACACCCGAUCCUCUAUGAAUUGGUAAAAAAACAUAUGAUGCACGGACCUUGUGGAGAGUUGAACAUGAAGAACAGUUGCAUGCAAAAUGGAGAAUGCAAAUAUCACUAUCCUCGUGAUUUUAGCUCACAAUCAAUUCAAGCAAAAGAUGCUUACCCAAUUUAUAAGAGAAGGAAUGAUAACAAAAUAAUGUUGGUCCGCAAUAAAAUCCUUAAUAAUCAGUGGGUUGUACCUUACAAUCCAUAUUUGCUGACACGUUAUAAUUGUCACAUUAAUGUUGAAAUAUGCUCAGGCAUUAAAGCAGUGAAGUAUUUUUACAAAUACAUAUAUAAGGGUCAUGAUAAAGUGGUAGUAAACAUUGAAUAUAAUGAAGGAGGAAGACUUGUGAAUGAAAUCAAAAAUUUUCAAGAUGCAAGAUGGGUAUCAGCUCAAGAAGCUUUGUGGAGAAUAUAUGAAUUCUAUCUUAAUGAGAUCUACCCAGCUGUCAUCAACUUACAACUACACUUGCCGAAUCAACAAUUUGUUUCCUAUUGGAAAAAUCAAGACCUAUCGAAGCUCAUCCGCUGGGACCAUGUCCACAAGAUGAUGCUCACAGAAUUUUUUACCCUAUGUUCAAAAAUAAAAGAAGCCAACAAAUCAAAACCAAAAAAGGAUCAAGAAAAGGAGUUAUUAUAUUGUGAACUUCCCGAAUAUUAUGUUUGGGAUUCGACAACAAAAUGUUGGAGUCCAAGAAAACAGAGACAG